AAACUCGUCUCUCCAGCUUUAGGGAACAGUCUCUCGUUGUUCUCUUUGCUUUGCGCUGAAGCAUAAAGAGGCUAUCGCAUUAGCCGCUAAUGACGCUAACCUGCGUUUAGCUUCCUGGCUAAAUUCAACCACUCCCCCCCCCUCUUCGUCUGAUGGAUGACAUCAACGUACUGCACCACAGAUGCCUCCUGAAUCUGAGGCGUCGCGUCAGAGACAUCGGCGAUGGUCGACCAGCACAGGAGCGAUAUAUGAGGCUGCAGAAGGAUGGAGACACGCUCAGUUACCAAGGGAACUCUGAAGAAGUGGGAUGCUAUGUGGCUGGCCGGCCUUUAUCAAAGGGAAAUUGCUACUUUGAGGUGACCAUAGUGGACACGGGAGUGAGAGGGACCAUUGCUGUGGGCCUUGUGCCUAAAUUCUACAGGCUGGACCACCAGCCGGGCUGGCUGCCAUACUCUGUAGCUUAUCAUGCUGACAACGGCAAGUUGUAUAAUGGCAACCCGGUAGGGCAGCAGUUUGGCCCGAAAUGUGCUCGUGGUGACCGCAUUGGCUGUGGAAUACACUCGGAAAAUAUAGAAGCAGGUAUCACAACAGUCUUUUUCACCAAAAACGGGAAAGAGGUGGGUUCAGUAGAGGUUCCUGUGUCGGCAGAGGGGCUGUUCCCCGCUGUGGGGAUGCACUCUAUGGGGGAGGAGGUGAAGGUCGACCUGCAAGCUGAGUGGUUCCUGGAGGAGGAUGAUAGUAUGAUGAUGGUUGACAGCCACGAGGACGACUGGGGACGACUUUAUGACGUCAGGGUGAGCGGCACGCUUUUGGAGUAUGUUGGCAAAGGAAAGAGUAUUAUGGAUGUGGGUUUGGCCCAGGCCCGACAGCCACUCACCACCCGCUGUCAUUACUAUGAAGUGGAGAUAGUCGAUGCUGGGGAGAAAUGCUACAUUGCCCUGGGCUUGGCAAGAAGGGACUACCCCAAGAACAGACAUCCGGGGUGGAGCCGAGGAUCAGUGGCCUACCAUGCAGAUGAUGGAAAGAUCUUUCACGGCAGCGGGGUCGGAGAUGCUUUUGGUCCUCGCUGCUUCAAAGGUGACAUCAUGGGCUGCGGCAUCAUGUUCCCACGAGACUACAUCCUGGACGGGGAAGGUGACACAGAUGACUGGGAUCGACUGGACAUCCGCCCGGGUCACGCCAGCGUCCAGAAUGUUCUGUACCUGAAUGACGACGAGGAGGAGGAGGAAGAUGGAGAGGAGGCGGGAGAACAGGAACAGGAGGGCAGGAAGGUCACGGUGUUUUUCACGAGGAACGGGAAGCUCAUGGGCCGGAGGGAGAUGGUCAUCCCUCCUGGGGGCCUGUACCCCACCGUGGGGAUGCUGAGCAGCGGCGAGAAGGUGAAGGUGGACCUGCAUCCCCUCAGCGGAUGAGCCUGGGACCCGUGACGCCUUGCAAACAGCCGACUGCGCUGUAGAGCUCACCCACGGUAGCCUAGCAUGCUACUAACACUCGCCAGAACGCACUCACUUCAGCUGCACUCAUGCACAUCGCUGUCGUCUUCCUUCCCCGACUUUUAUUUAUAAGACUUGUACAUUUCACAGCCGUCACGGCAGACGGCCGGCCUCGUGGCUGUAAAGAAGCAGUGACAGGUCCUACGUGGGCUGUGUAGGUUACAGAGUACUUGCUGCAGGAAUACACGGCUGCACCUCAAAGCGAGAAACUCCAGAGAGACAUUUAACUGUUAAUUCUAUGCAAUCUGCACUGCUGUCGUCCUCUCCUCUAACCUCCUCCUGCAUGCAGUGUGUGUCUGUAAUACUGAGCUGUUAAAUCCCUCUCAUGAGGUCUGGCACACUUAGUUUAUUUCAUUUGUCACAACCCCAAGCAAAGCAGAGCAAGGCCAACAGUUGUGCCGAGUCAGAGCUCGUUCGCAGUUUAUGUUUCAGGGAAUAGACACCCCCCCUCCUCUUCACCUCCUCUCUCCUUGCCAGUCUCUUUUUCUUUGUGUCUCUCGCUCUCUUUCCCAACCUCUCCUCAUCCUCUCUCUGGGUGAGGGUGCCCUCCUCUGAGCGAUCGGAGACCUGCUGUUGCCCCACCUCGCUCGCUGCUCUCCCAGAGCUGGCUGCAAGUCAGCAGUGGAUCUGUUUCAGUGUCUCAGACGUGCAUUAACAUUCAUUUUUUGCUCUGUUUUGUUUUUUGAAUCUGGAUAAUUGCAAGUACAGUAAACACAACCAAACAUAAGACGCUGCCACUGAGCAGCACAGACGUUUCCUCAGAGCGGAUGAAGAGCUUUGUGAGUGUUUUGUAGUGAGAUUACAAAUGAAAAUAUAUAUUUAAAAAAAAUGUCAGGUAUAUUUUCUAUGAGGAAUCUGUGAAAUAUACUUUUCAGUUUAUCUUCUAUGUCAGAAGUUCAGGGAACGCGAUUUGUUGCACUUAUGUGAAAGGGAAGCUGUUAAGGGAACACAUGCACACAGCGGGUGGACAAAAUAACAGAAAUAACCAGUGAAAUGCUGCCUGAUGCAACACAACACACUACAGCCAUAACAAUAACCGCAAACUUAACAAUAACCACAAAUAAAACACCUCUGAAAGUAAAAGCCACCUCUGAAAACCUCACACAGAAGCAUCAGGCGCAGGGCUGUUGGAUUCGAUUGCAUCACACUGUACUGUAAUGUAAUAUUUUUGUACUCCCUCUGCAUGUUUGCCCACUACAUGAAGAAUUAUUCAGCAUCUUCAUUUUCUUUCCCUCAAAGUUUUGAGUGAUAUCUUUCGAAACAAUCUGCUAGUUUCUUUCCCUCUUUGUGAUGUAAUAUUAACUAUGAUGAUGUUUAUUUGCCGUUUGUGCGACAUGUCAGAAGAAAAACGUUGUGUCUUUGUGUUUGUGGCCACCAGCACUUUAACGAUGUGUUUGUGUGACUGCACAGAGAGCAGAAGCAGCACCGGGAGUCUGUGUCACAAAGUUAGAUUCGAUUUGACCACUUUUUCUAAUUUUUUUUUCCCCUUCCAGUCACCGUCUAGCAAUGUAAUUUAAUUAAAUUGCUAUUAAAUGUAAUUUAAUUUCUAUCCUGCUAGUAAAAAUAAGAAGCAGCAGCUUGCAUCAGUUUCUCAGUCGCUCAGAGGGAGAAAAGGUCGCACUUUAGCAAUAUUUUCCAAGUGAUAGAAGGCAGAUGUGGUGGCAGACCCGACAGAGCACUAAAGUUAAAAUCUGAGUGAAAGAUCACUCCUGGCGUUUCUUUCUUGACGGCUUGGUGCAAAUCCAGGAGAAUUCACUUUUGCAAUCAGUUUCUGCCUCGAAGCUUUAAAAGUGUUUGUUUUUCUUAGUUUAUCCACACACUGAAUCCCUCAAACAUCAUAAGAAAAGAAGGGUGAUGUCAACAGUAUGUCUCAGUUUAUCUACUUGACAAAGAAAUCCUACAGUAGCAAUUGAAAGAAAUCAGUCAGCACAACCCUUUGAGGUUAAAUUGUAAGAAAGAAAUGUGUAAAAUUACAGAAAAGAAUGUCCUGUAAUUAUAAAAAAAAUUAAAUUACAUAAAGGUUUUUAAUUAUCUAUCAGUUAAUUACUUUGAUGUAGUAUGAAUGGCUGUGAGUGAGGUCUUUAUCAGUUGGAAAAGUCUGAAAAGAAAAAAGAAUAUAUAGUCCAAAACUUUUAUCCACUUCUUCCAAAGAAGUGCAAAUGGCCAGAUUGGCGUUUUUGCCAGGCCGAAUCUGGCCCCCAGACCUUAUGUUUGACUGGCUAUCCAAAGAGAGCGAGACCCAGGUUAAGUCGCACUUUGUGACACAGACUCCGGAGCUGAAGCAAUCUGUCGAGUUUGUCGGAGCUGGUUUCCACACAUUUCUAAUUUAUGGUUAAAGGGAGAAAAGUUAUCAUUGUUAUUCUGUAUCAGCCAAAUCAAACUGAAUUCCUCUGCAUCUUCCUAUUACAACAUCUGCAUCCCUGUAAAAUAAACAUUCCUCUGCACCUUCAUAAAAGGCGCAAGCAGCAAGUUUCUUUAGCAUGUACACAAAGUCAUCCACAGGUCACUGCAGACGGUGAUGCUAGAAAUCUAAUGUGAUGUAAAACUAAUACACAGGGUUACCUAUUAAAUCACAUCUGCUGGAGAGUGCGUGUUUGUAUUUAGUCGUCACGUGUUUGUUUGUUUUAGAGCCAAUGAUAUAAAAAUGUAAUCAUAUAUUUGUUUUUUCCUUCACAUGCAGGGCUGGAUAGAGACUUAUAACUAAAAACUGUAAAGCUAGACAGCGCAAAGAUACAAACGAGACACCGAUGUGGGGAAUGUUAGCCACAUCUCCGUCCAGGGUUUUGAAGUCGCUUAUACUGAAGUUUACUCAGUUCAGCAGUUUACAAAAAAAGUUCUGCAGUUCAACCAAAUUAGAGCUAAAUGCAGUGAAAGUUUUUGUAGCGUCUCCAAACGCGUUCACCAAGAAUUUAUGUACCAGUUUAAAAAAUAAAAAAUUCUUUGCCUUGUUGAAUUGCACUAUAAUGGCCUUGUUCAAACAUGUUUAAACGUCAAUAAAAGUUUCAGUAAUGUAA
Molecule: messenger RNA, 4507 nt
Organism: Oreochromis niloticus (Nile tilapia)
Lineage: Eukaryota; Metazoa; Chordata; Actinopteri; Cichliformes; Cichlidae
Gene: spryd3
Product: SPRY domain containing 3
Exons: 11
Coding region: 153-1412 (419 amino acids)
Molecular function (GO): protein binding
Source: RefSeq, a predicted model, not a curated record